Messenger RNA from Aquila chrysaetos chrysaetos, 4651 nucleotides. It is a transcript of the gene GTPBP1, whose product is annotated as GTP binding protein 1. Gene Ontology annotation, molecular function: GTP binding; translation elongation factor activity; GTPase activity. Gene Ontology annotation, biological process: translational elongation. Bases 532 to 2421 code for a protein of 629 amino acids. Lineage: Eukaryota; Metazoa; Chordata; Aves; Accipitriformes; Accipitridae. The transcript has 13 exons. The record is from RefSeq and is a predicted model, not a curated record.
GGAGGCCGAGAUGGAGGGCCUCUCUCCAACCAGGGAGGUGGCAAAGAACAGGUUCCCUCUGUCCAGGGAGCUAGCUAAAGAGAUCUUCAAAACAGCAAGUAAAGUCUUGCAGUGACCCAGGAAACUGCCAAACUGGCUGGGGGCUGCAGACUGCAGAAGCAGCCAUUAGAAAUACUGAACGGCUUUGGAAGGCGCAGUCCAUGAAAGCUGCUAUUUGUUCUACACAUCCUUCUCUUGACAUCCCACUAUAUCAUAUCAGCUGUAAGCAUCGUCGGCCCCAGGGUAGGCUCUGGAGGCAGUCUGCCACUGGAACACCCUUCAGCAGCACCUUUGCAUGGCAGUGAAAGCAGCAGGAUGGCGGAACAGUGUUUUGAGCUGAUGUGUGUGGGUACCAUGCUGUUUGAGCCCUCAGCCCUCCUGCCUGGCACCACGAAGAAAGGCUACAGCGAGAUGCUGAGCUGAAAUGCCCCCUGGUACUUUAGACAACACCCUGCCCACUCACACUGCUGAAGCAUUUGAACUUAUAGAAAAAUGAAGCUGGUGAUGAGAGUUGAAGAAACUGAACUGGUGAUGGUGAGUCCAACUUCAGAGCAGUAUGACAGUUUGCUCCGGCAGAUGUCAGAGAGAAUUGAUGAGGGAUGUGGGGAGACCAUCUAUGUCAUUGGUCAAGGAUCAGAUGGGACUGAAUACGGUCUGAGCGAGGCAGACAUGGAAGCAUCCUAUGCCACGUUGAAGAGCAUGGCAGAGCAGAUCGAGGCAGAUGUGAUCCUCCUGCGGGAGCACCAGGAGGCAGGGGGCAAGGUGCGCGACUACCUCGUUCGGAAACGUGUGGGUGACAACGACUUCCUGGAGGUCAGGGUAGCAGUGGUUGGCAAUGUGGAUGCAGGAAAGAGCACAUUGCUAGGUGUCUUGACACAUGGCGAACUAGACAAUGGCCGAGGCUUUGCUCGGCAAAAGCUCUUCCGCCAUAAGCAUGAGAUCGAGUCAGGCCGCACCAGCAGCGUGGGCAAUGACAUUUUGGGCUUCGACAGUGAGGGCAACGUGGUGAACAAGCCCGACAGCCACGGUGGCAGCUUGGAAUGGACAAAGAUCUGUGAGAAAUCCACCAAGGUCAUUACUUUCAUUGACCUGGCUGGUCAUGAAAAGUACCUGAAAACCACCGUCUUUGGCAUGACUGGCCAUUUACCUGACUUCUGCAUGCUUAUGGUUGGCAGUAACGCUGGGAUUGUUGGAAUGACCAAGGAGCACUUGGGCCUGGCGCUUGCACUUAACGUUCCCGUCUUCGUUGUGGUGACCAAGAUCGACAUGUGCCCUGCCAACAUCCUGCAAGAAACCCUGAAGCUGUUACAGCGACUGCUGAAGUCCCCAGGGUGCAGGAAGAUUCCCGUGCUGGUUCAGAGCAAGGAUGAUGUCAUUGUAACAGCCUCCAACUUCAGCUCAGAGAGGAUGUGCCCAAUUUUCCAGAUUUCAAACGUCACUGGGGAGAACCUAGAUUUGUUGAAGAUGUUUCUUAAUCUCUUGUCUCCACGGACAAGUUACAGGGAAGAAGAGCCAGCAGAAUUCCAGAUAGAUGACACUUAUUCUGUCCCGGGUGUAGGAACAGUUGUGUCUGGGACGACACUGAGAGGUCUAAUCAAGCUAAAUGACACCCUGCUGCUGGGACCAGAUCCCCUUGGCAACUUCCUACCUAUUGCUGUCAAGUCCAUCCACCGCAAGAGAAUGCCUGUCAAAGAAGUGCGGGGAGGCCAGACUGCCUCCUUUGCUUUGAAAAAGAUCAAGCGUUCUUCCAUCCGGAAGGGCAUGGUAAUGGUGUCACCCCGCCUGAAUCCACAAGCAUCGUGGGAGUUCGAAGCAGAGAUUCUGGUGCUCCAUCAUCCCACCACCAUCAGCCCACGAUAUCAGGCCAUGGUGCAUUGUGGCAGCAUCCGUCAGACGGCCACAAUUCUCAGCAUGGACAAGGACUGCCUGCGGACGGGGGACAAAGCCACAGUGCACUUUCGCUUCAUCAAAACCCCGGAAUAUUUGCAUAUAGACCAGCGUCUGGUCUUCCGUGAAGGACGCACCAAAGCUGUGGGUACCAUCACUAAGUUACUCCAGACCACCAAUAACUCGCCAAUGAACUCCAAGCCACAGCAGAUCAAGAUGCAGUCAACCAAGAAGGGAGCUGUUACAAAACGAGAGGAUGGUGUUCCCCCAGCUGGGACGGCAGCUGGGGGCCCACCAGCUGGGGACGAGGCCCCCUCAACAGCCGCAGCGCCACUGACACCUACUGCUCUGCAGCCAUUGCCUGCACUGGAUGAAGAGCCCCACAUCCGCGAGGGCAAUAAGUCAAAAGUCGGAGGAGGAGGCCGGCGACGUGGGGGUCAGCGCCAUAAAGUGAAGUCUCAGGGAGCCUGUGUGACUCCUGCCAGUGGCUGCUGAAUUUCUUACACCUCCUCCCUCUGAGGAAUUCCUCCCCUUCCCUUCAUUUCUUAUCCAAAAGAUCCAGAGCAGCUUAAACCAAAACCCAUCCCAGCUGAUUGGCUGCAGAAGAAUCGUCCCUCCUCCCUGAAGGAAGCGAUGGAGAGGAGCAUAAUUUAUAAGCUAAUGAAGGUGAUAAGACACACAGAACUGAGUAACUGACACCUUCCUCCUCCCCCUAUUGACACGUUUUUGUACAUCAUGGGCUUAGUUUUUAUUCUUAUUAGUUUUUAUUAUAUUUUGUGUGCAUGAAGAUGAGAGGAGAGUCUGGAUAGAACUGCGAAGAGCCAGUUAGCUGCCUCCCUCCUCCCUCCCCCCGUUCUGUCCACAGGACUUGCUGCUCUCCUCCUAUUUGCUGUCUCAGAUCCAGGGGUUAUCAAACGCCUGUAAUUUCAGACUUGCAAAGGUUAAAACACGUUGCUUAGGAUGGCUCCAUAGGGCAUUGUUUCCUCACCACUGUGGCCCUGUGCCAAAUAAUGUUUCUGGAUUCCCUCCAUCUUAUACUAUUUCUAAGUGGGUUUAAUUUAAUGUUCUAGUGACUGAAGUUUGAAGGAGUGGUAAGAAAGUUCAUUAGUUGGAGAUCUAAGAGGGAAACAAAUUGGAAAGCAGUUCUUGAUGUUAAGUUGAGGAAUCCUAUACUAAAUAUCCUUCUCAAAUACAAUGAUGAUAGCACUUAAGAUUUCAGUUAGAGACAGAAUUAAAUGGGCAGUCAUUUGCCCAUCCUGUUCCCCUUCCCAUCAUGCUGCUUUUCCUAUUGUUUGUUCAGCGCACAUUGGAGCAAAUCUAUCCUGCCUCUCAAGGCUGCGGCAGCUCAGUUGACAGUAUUAAGAAUAUAGUGCAGGAACACUUGGUCUGUCCCUUGAGCCAGAGAAAGCCUUCUCACCUCAACGGACAGAGAUCAGAGGUGGUAAUACACCUUUGGAACAGAGACACCAGGCAAACAUGACCUCCCCUUGAUUUUGUUUACUCCAAGAUUUCCCAAAUCUUUUCUGGAACUCACUGGCCAAACUUUGCCAUGGCAGAGGUAGGAUUUGUCUUCUCCCCUCUUGGCCAAAGAGGGCAAUGAUGGAUUGGUACCAAACUUAGCGAAGUGCUUUCAGGUUUGGAAGUACUUGGUAAUUUUUCUAACUUUCAUUUAGUUUUUUUUUAAGGUUGUAUUUUUUUUUUAAUGACCAAUUCUGGCUUCUCCAGGAAGGCCCUGCAAGGACGGUCUAUGAAUUAACUUUAUUGUUAUCAUGUUUUUUAACCAUGGGUUGUGCAAGCGAUCAAUUCCCUGCUUAUGUUGAUCUCACUUCUAACCCUGCCUCUUCGCUUGGCUCCCAUGAGGACAGGAGUUGUUAUCCUCGGCCGGUUUGUGGUGAGCUGUGGGAGCGUGGUAGCAUUUUGAGAGAGGAGGUGGCAUCCUCAGCAAAUCGUUGCUCUCCCCAGCAGGUGCGGUCAGCCUCAGUUUUCUGUGAGGGCUUCCUCCUCCGAUGAAGGACUUUUUUAUUUUAUUUAGAGGGAGACUGAAAAGUUUCUGUCCCUCCUUAGUGGGUUGUUCCUGGUUCUCACUCUGUGGCACCUGUGUGGAGUUCAGUCCAGUUCCCCUUGUGAUUCGAGGUAGGCUUUCAAGCUGACUGAGAGACAGUAGGCUCGGGAAAGGGGGGAGCGCGCAUCUCCCGACACCGGCACCAGCACUCCAAGAGCAUUAAGCAGCAUGGGAGAGGCGAGGAAUGUGGUUUAGAGAUGAGGGUACUUUGCCUUAGAGACUGCAGUGGCCCGAGCGUGGGUGGAAGGGGGAGGUCAGACAGUCCUUUCCAAGCUAUGUGCCUAAAUACCAGCACUCUCCUGGCGAGGGAGGAACUAUAGGCGGCUACAACACUAAUAGCACCCGCAUUGUGAGGGGGUGUGAAGUGUGGCUAAGCAGGGCACGAGGGCCUGGUUUGUUUGUCUUCUGGCCCUGUAGCAGCAUCAAACUGCAUCUGAUUUCACUGCCCUCUGCUUCUGAGGGGAGCAGAGAGCUCCAGGCGGUUUUCUCUUUCUCCAUUCCUUGUGCUCCAAAUGAAGGAGACACUGCCGAGACUGGAAGAGGGUUUACUUCAGUUCGUGCAAAGGAGGUGGUGUGAUCUCUCUUUUGUGACCAGCAUUCAAAGAUCACUCAGGCUGGUGUGAUCUAUAAAAUAAAUUUUAAAAAAGUUUGUUCCAAGUUAAA